Molecule: messenger RNA, 4708 nt
Organism: Centropristis striata (black sea bass)
Lineage: Eukaryota; Metazoa; Chordata; Actinopteri; Perciformes; Serranidae
Gene: ushbp1
Product: Usher syndrome 1C binding protein 1
Exons: 14
Coding region: 174-2285 (703 amino acids)
Source: RefSeq, a predicted model, not a curated record
GACAUGAAGAGAGCAGACUGCAGCAGUGCCUGACAAAUUAUAGGAAAAUAUAGUAAAGGCAGAAACAGCAGGAUUGAAGAAAACAUCCUCUCAUUUUUUCAUGUGUUCAAUUAUAAGUUUUGAACAGUCUCAAUAGGAAGUAAAUCACUGCUGCAGACAUCAGGAUCACAAACAUGGAGGAUUCGUGCCUGGUCAGAUGUGACAGCCUGGAUGCUGGGUCAGUGUGUGACAGGGAGGUGAUGACCCCAAUCGACCACAUGACCCUUGACCCUGAGGGCUCUGACGCUAUAGCAAACCUGGAGCCUUCGCCAGCAGAACUGGCUCAGUGUGAGGCUGAAGUGGGAACGCUGCUCAGCAUCAUAGCUGAACUGAACAAGAAGAUGGGGUCAUUAAAGGCACCAAGUGAAGCAGGGGACCUGAGACCACCAGGACCAUCCAGGCCUCGGGUCCCAGACCUCCUGUCCCACAGGGUGUCCAGAAGCAGCCCAGAGAGGAACAUCGCCUUGGCUGCAACUAAACCUCUGCUGACUGAACGAGGGGGCGGUGGUGUAGUCUGGACUAAACUCCAGGCGGUGUUAUCGUCAGUGGAGGACUCCAUCAGCAGUAAAAGGUCCUGGGCCGCCCCCAUCACAGCUUCUGACCAGGACAAGCACAGAGAGCACCUGAGAGCAGCUCAGGAGAGCUGGGUUAAAGCCGCUCAGAUAUUGGAGGAAAUGGAAAUAGAGUUUGGGAUUACAUGCCCACCAGGCCCACCGAAGGACCAGUUUCAGGAGGACAUCCUGGAUCUGGAGAAGAGAGACUCUGCUCUCAGGAGCUCCCUGCAGAGUCACCAGGAGGGGCUGGAGAGAGCCCAGAGCACCAUCAACCUGAUGGAGGAGGAGAAGAGCAAGCUGGCUGGUCUCCAUAAGGCCUGGAGGUCUGGCAGUCGCUCUCCUUCCUACCGGCCCCCAGCUGGGGCUCUCAGUCCAGACUGGGCCUCUCCUCCUUUCCCUGGUUCCCCGUUACUCCACAGAAGAUCAGCCAGGGCUGUGACGCCUCUGUCCGUGGGUGGGGACAGUUCUCCAGUGGGCUCUGUGAACUCAUGCAGUCCUUGUCCGAGCCCCAUCAGCCUGGAGUCUGAGACAGAACGACUGAACAGGUGCAUUGAGAGACUGAGGGCCAGAAAUGAGCGUCUGACUGCGGCUCUGGAGCGAAGGAAAGGAGAGUCAGAGCAGAUCAGUUUUACAGUAAACAGACUUGAAGCUGACUGCGCUGCCCUGCAGAUGGCUCUCAGAUACUGUGAGGAGUGUGAAGAGGCCUACAGCGAGCUGCUGUCACUUUAUGACGCCAAGAAGCAGCAAAGCAUUCCCCUGCAGACAGACUCAGCAGACGCUGACGGUGACAGGCAGCAGCCCGACAGUCCGUCAACUCAGCUCAUGAAAAUGGGAACUGAAGAGCUGUCCACCUCCUUCUCCACAGCAGGAGUCACAGAGGAGACGGAAACACAGAGUCACACGGGGCAGAGGACACCUGAGCUGAUGGAGCCAGAGGCUCUUCUCCGACAGCAAAUUGAGCGCCUGAAGAGAGAGCGGGCAGCCCUUCGUCUACCUAAGCCGAACCCAGGAGUUGAGGGUAAUAUGAGCCCUGAAACUGGUCUCCAGGGUCGAUCUAGAGGAGGACAUGUGACUAAAGAUAACGCCAAACCUCCUGAUAUCAAGAAAGAGAAGGCCUCCCUCUUCUAUGAACUCAUCUCUGUCAGGGAGGAGAUGUCAGAUCUGCGAGGUUUAAUCCGCCUCAAGGAGAAAGAGCUGAGGUGUCUGGAGUGGGGUUUAAUGGCGCAGAAGGCGCAGGAAGCAGCUGGAGCCUUCGUUCCAGAAAGCUUCAGAGAGGAGCCGGAGGAUCGUAACACCCAACAACAGAGGCUCUGUGAAAAUGCAGCUAAGCAUGGUAGUGAUGGGGACAUCACUGAUCCUCGAACCAGACCCAUUCUGAAAGAACUGCAGGCCGUCCUGCAAAGGGAACAAGCCCUGAAGAAGAGACUAGCUUUAGUCCAAGACUCGCUGAACACAGCUCUGUCAGACAGCACAUCGCACAGGAGGGACAACGGAGAGCAGAUUGCUCGGCUCUCACAAGCUCACAGUAAAGCCUUGAGUUCGUACCGCCAGAUUCGCAGGAAGUACCGGGAGCAGGUGUGGCGACUAGAGCAGAAAGUGGCGGCCAUGACGGAGAGUCACCAUCACCAGAGUGGAGCUCCCAAAGCUGCGGGAGAGGCCCUGGAGUGGAGGAGAGAAGAGACUGUCCUGUGAUCCUGUGAUCCUUUAGUCAGAGGAUCAGCUCUCCUGCUGUAAUAGUUACAUUUAUCCAAAGUAACUACAAUGUACAUGUCGUAUCAUAAGUUAUUGCACCACUCAGAUAGAAGCCUCAUCACUGCAGAAUAUUGGUCAUUGGUCAUCCUCUGAUUUUUCCUCGAGUGCCAUCAUGAGGUCGACAUUUGAAGUUUGGUUCACACGUUCGUGUACCAUUCAGAAUUAAUUGUAAGAAAUUCAGUGGUGCCUUAACGUUUCAUGUGACACCAUCAGGUGAAAAGUUAUCACCAAAGUAUCAACAUCAAUCCAAUACUUCAGUUUGUGACCAAAUUCCUGCUGACAAUGCUGCUGAAUUGUGUGCAUGCUAAAAUAAUAAAGUAACAUUAUAUAUUGUAAACAUUAUAAACUUAAGUAUGUUAGCAUAGUUCAUGAGUACAGCCCUACAGAGCUGCUAGCAUGGCUGUAGACUCUUGUUUAUGUCAUGUCAUGACAUGUUAAGGCAUUAUAAUACUUUCUUUUCUGUCAUGCAAAGAGAUAUUUACUUAUUUAUCAAUCUGUUUAUUGUCUAUUUAUCUAUCUACAGCAGUUCGUUCAGGCAUUCAUCGGCACUUGAGAGGUAAAUGCUGAGUAUAUUGGGCAGUAGAACAUGGAAGUCCUUGUCCCUUGUCACCAAUAAACUGAACAGGAAUUCAAAGCUGAACUUGUCAAACAGGACUCACUCAUCACAAGAGGCCCAGCCCUUAUUUCAGAGAAACAGCUGUUAUGAACAUGUGAGGCUGAUUCAAGGACUGAACCCUCGAAAACGACCUCAGGGCUGACCUCGAGAGCGCACAUGUCCAUUUUUCCCGUACAAGCUGACUGUAUAAAGCCGGCCGUGCUGUCGUCACAGAGCUCAGAAGAGGGGGAUGGGGGCCGGGACAAUGGCUGAUGUGCACACAAAACAUACGGCCAGCCCAUUUGUCUUCUUAGCACUUUCAUAGUUCUCCCCAUCCUGCUCCCUCUGCUUUUCACUGCUUCCACUCAUCUUAAACAGUCAGUUCAGACAAAUUGAACUAAAAACAUAUUUUCAUACUCUUUAAGCUAUGCAAAUACUUUUAAUAUCUGCCACCAUAUCAAUAUACUGGCUGACCCUGAUGAGCACCUAUUUUGAGUAAAUCAAACAAAUACCGUCCUGGUGCUGUAAACAUUAUCAGGUAUUCAAAAGAUGCUUUUUAAAUGAAACUAUAUAUUUGUGACUUUGUCCCAGAUUUGAAAACCGAAUAAAAACAGACCAGCCAUAUCGGACAUUUGUGCAAGCGGCCUAUUAUGUUCUAUAUUUCUGUUUGUUGUUAGGUCGUGACCUCUAGUUGUGUAGUAAUUUUAACGGGGCAAAGGAGGAGGUCAGGUGACACGUUAUAAAGAGUGACAAAGUCCACUUGGGGAUAAGGUAGGACACAAGAUUGCUGUUCGUGCUCCGUGUGAAGUCAAAAGUUGGUGUGUAGUUAUAUUAACUUACAUACUUACAUAUCAUAUAUGAGUAAAAUAUAAAUAUAUAUUUUUGACUGUCUGAUAAAGAUCUUUGGUAGAUUGAAAGUUUGUAGCAUAGUUCAAACUUGCAGCUUUAAUAUAGUGUGCAGAUUUUUUUGCUCCCUUGUUUAAUCUCUUCUGAUGCAGCACCCAAAGGUUUUUUGGAUUUGAAUACCCUGCACAAGAGCUGGAGCGACAUAUCACAAAAAGGCUUUACCCUCCUGUUAUGUUGCGGGUCAAACUGACCCAUUUCAAAGUUUUUAAAAAAUCCUUAAAAAAAAAAAAAAAAAAGUGUUUUUUUCAUUAAAAAAAAGGGGGAAAAAUUAAGAACUAUUAUAUUUUAUGAACUUUUUUGCACUUUUGAACAUGCCCGGGUCAAACUGAACACGGACAUUAUUGCUGUUCCUGAGAAACAAACAUGGGGGGUUAAGGGGGAGAACUUCAUCAGAUGUAAUUCUGACAUAAUGUUAAUGUAUUAUUAUGUUUUCUCUUACCCAAGUUAAGAGAAAAUUGAAAACAGUAUGAAUAAAAAAGAAAACUGUAUAGAAAGACUAAAUCACAAUAACUUCUUUGUAAUAUGGGUGAACCAGCCCUUUAAAACCCAGCUCUUUACACCCAUCUUCACACCCACCCUUCACUCUUCUCUCCCUCCAUCUUCUCUCCUUGCUCACCUCUCAAUCAUCUCCAUCCCCUCUCGCUGCUCCAGCCGACCCCCCUGCCCUGACCUUCCCGGGCCGGUCAGCUGCAGCUGUGACCGGCGGUCAGGAGGUUAAGGCAAAGGUUGAGUGUCACACCCACAGGGUCACAGUGAUGCCUGGCUGUUGUGUUAGCUUGUGAAUGGAGGGUUCAGAGUGCCAGACGAGGUGGCGAGCCCCUGACGCCCUGACUCUUGCCUGAGCUUGCCCUUUCCCGAGCAG